AUGAAUAACAGCAGCAAAGAGAAGCUGGUAGUGGAAGUGGUGGCUGCACAUAACCUCAUGCCAAAAGAUGGUGAAGGCUCAUCGUCUCCAUUUGUAGAGGUAGAGUUUGAGAACCAGAGACAAAAAACCCAAGUCAAAUAUAGAGAACUCAACCCAGUAUGGAACGAGAAGCUGGUUUUUCACGUAAAAGACGUCGCAGACUUACCUUACAGGACCAUAGAAGUGAAUGUUUUCAAUGAAAGGAGGUCGAGUAACAGCAGGAAUUUCUUGGGGAAGGUUAGAGUUUCGGGCUCGAGCAUUGCGAAAGAAGGUGAAGAAAUGGCUCAGCUUUAUAUGCUGGAUAAAAGGAGCUUGUUUUCUCACGUACGCGGUGAGAUUAGCUUGAAGCUUUAUUUAUCUACGAAAGAAGAGGUUAAACAGGCGAUUAACAGCGACGGCAGUGGUGGUGCUGGAGUGGUGGUUUCUGGUCGCGCUGUUUCCAAGAAAAACAGGAAAAUGCAGCAGCAAGGUGAGAACUUGAUGGUGCCACAGCAAAUGGGCCAAGAAAGCAACAAAAUGGGACUGGGGUUUCAAAAUCUGACCCACCCAAAGCCCGUGGGGCCAAGCCCAGGUGAUAUCAAGCCUGUUGUUAUUACUACCAUUCCUGGACCUGUUAUUCCCGCCGCUGCAGGCGUUGCUCACAGCGUCGGCAUCAGUCAUGGUAGAGGGAUUGGGGGCUACUCAACUGGGUUGAACGAGUUUGCGUUGAAGGAGACCAGCCCUCACCUUGGUGGCUUGAACAAUGAUAAAACGAGCUCUAUCUAUGAUCUUGUUGAGCAAAUGCAGUAUUUGUAUGUGAGAGUUGUGAGGGCUCGUGAGAUUUCACUGUUUGGUAGUGGUGAGCUUGUGGCUGAGGUGAAGCUUGGAAAUUACAAGGGGAUUACAAAUAGGGUUUCUUUGAGCAAUGCAGAUUGGGACCAAAUUUUUGCCUUUUCCAAGGAUUGUAUACAAUCAUCUACGGUGGAGAUUUUUGUGAAGGAGAGUGGUAAAGAUGAGUACUUGGGGCGAGUUUCGUUCGAUUUAAGUGAGGUACCCAAAAGGGUUCAACCUGAUAGUCAAUUGGCACCACAGUGGUAUAGAAUGGAGGACAAGAAAGGUGAUAUGGCCAAAUGUGGUGAGGUGAUGGUGUCCAUGUGGUUCGGGACUCAGGCAGAUGAGGCGUUCUCCGAAGCCUGGCAUUCCAAGGCGGCUAAUGUGCAUUUUGAUGGUUUGAAUUCGAUUAAGUCUAAGGUUUACCUUUCGCCAAAGCUAUGGUAUUUGAGAGUGAGUGUGAUGGAAGCACAAGACAUUAUUUUGGGGGGCAAAGGGGCGCCAAUGAAUAAUAUGGUGAGAUAUCCAGAGCUUUUUGCUAAAGUUCAAGUGGGAAGCCAAGUUUUGAGGACUAGGGUUGCUUCACCAAUGACAAAUAGGAGCUUUUCAAAUCCUUUUUGGAAUGAGGAUUUGAUGUUUGUGGCUGCUGAGCCAUUUGAGGACUAUCUGUUGAUCUCAGUUGAGGAUCGUCUAGCUUUGAAUCGAGAUGAGGUUGUGGGGAGACUGAUUUUACCCAUGACAAAUAUUGAAAGGCGAAUUGAUGACAAGCCAGUGAUGUCUAGAUGGUUUAAUCUUGACACUCAAUUCAGCAGCCCCAACGAGUCCAAGGCUGUGGUUCGCUUUGCCUCUCGGAUUCACCUCCGUGCUUCACUUGAGGGAGGUUAUCAUGUGCUCGAUCAGGCCACAAUGUACAUUAGCGAUGUAAGGCCAACAGCUAAGCAGCUUUGGAAGCCCCACAUUGGUGUUCUUGAAGUUGGCCUUUUGGGUGCAACAAAUAUUAUGCCCAUGAAGAUAAAAGAAGGCAAAGGAGGCUCGACCGAUGCUUAUUGUGUUGCAAAAUAUGGGCAGAAAUGGGUUCGAACUCGGACUGUAGUGGACAGCUUGGCCCCCAAGUGGAAUGAGCAGUACAAUUGGGAAGUUUAUGAUCCUUGCACUGUCAUUACCAUUGGGGUGUUUGAUAAUUCGCACAUUGACAAGAACACUGCAUCAGGAGGUGGAAAUCGCGAUACUCGCAUUGGGAAGGUUAGAAUCAGAUUGUCAUCUCUUGAAUCUGACAGAGUUUAUACUCAUGCUUACCCACUGCUCAUGUUGCAUCCUUCUGGUGUGAAGAAAAUGGGAGAGCUUAAUUUGGCUGUUCGGUUUUCGUGUGCUAAUAUGUUUAAUAUGUUACAUACUUACACAAUGCCAUUGCUGCCAAAGAUGCACUAUGUGCAGCCAUUGUCUGUGAAUCAACUGGAUAGUUUAAGGUGCCAGGCUAUGAGUGUGAUAGCCUCAAGGCUUAGUCGAGCAGAGCCUCCAUUGGGAAGAGAAGUGGUGGAGUACAUGCUUGAUCAUGACUCUCAUAUGUGGAGCAUGAGAAAGAGCAAAGCUAAUUUCUUUAGGCUUACUAAUGUUUUGGCCUGGUUUGUUGUUAUGAGCAGGUUUCUAGAAUCCUUGAGAAAUUGGCACAAACCUGUAUACUCCACAUUAUGUCUAAUUGUCUUCAUCAUCCUUGUGUUGGUCCCCGAGCUAAUAAUUCCUUGCAUGUUUUUCACGCUGGCUACCUUGGGAAUUUGGCAAUAUAAGUCCCGGCCAUGUUACCCACCUCACAUGGAUACUCGACUGUCCUUUGCAGAGACAAUUCUCCCUGACGAAUUGGACGAGGAGUUUGACUCAUUCCCAACUAGUCGAAGUGCUGAGAUUGUCCGAAUGAGGUAUGAUCGUUUGAGGAGCGUUGCUGGAAGGAUUCAAACUGUUGUUGGGGAUAUGGCAACUCAAGGUGAGAGAUUUCAAGCAUUGCUAAGCUGGCGUGAUCCGAGAGCUACAUUCUUGUUUGUGAUGCUUUGCUUUAUGGCUGCAUUUGGGUUCUAUUUGGUGCCAAUCAGAUGGGUGGUGGCUCUUUGGGGUGUGUACUAUCUGAGGCCACCCAGGUUCAGGAACAAGUUGCCUUCAAGUGCUGUUAGCUUCUUCAAGAGGCUGCCCACAAAUGCUGAUACCAUGCUGUAA
Messenger RNA from Fraxinus pennsylvanica, 3054 nucleotides. NCBI's taxonomy places the organism in Eukaryota, Viridiplantae, Streptophyta, Magnoliopsida, Lamiales, Oleaceae. The record is from the annotation of a GenBank genome assembly.